This is a messenger RNA of Seriola aureovittata, 1632 nucleotides long. RefSeq lists its product as uncharacterized. The transcript has 5 exons. The coding region runs from base 322 to 1632 and encodes 436 amino acids. Lineage: Eukaryota; Metazoa; Chordata; Actinopteri; Carangiformes; Carangidae. The record is from RefSeq and is a predicted model, not a curated record.
UUACUGCAGAAUUGUAAUUGUAAAUACAUGUUGGUGAUAGUUUGGACGUUUAAACUGCGGAGCUGUUUCCUCAGUAAAGAUGUGAAUCCUUCGUCCAGUUUGUUUCUGACUGUCACAGUAAAAGUCUGGACUGAGUUGGACUGCCGGGUCCACAGAUCACUGAUGGUGAUCAAUGACUUCCCCUGAUAAGAACCUGAUACAAGUGUUGAGUCGAAGGUCUCGUCCUUCACAGCAGCACAUCAGCAGAUCCCUAUCACAUUUACAUAUUAACCUGGAGCUACAGGUGUGCUGCUCAGGUACAGUCAGUCAGUCUGUGCGAAGAUGAAGAUGAGGCUGGAGCUCUUCCUCGUCCUCACGGCGGUGAUCAGUGCUGCUGGAAAGCCGCUCAGCAAGGCAGCAGCCGGGAACAAGCUGCUGCUGAUCUCCUUCGAUGGCUUCAGGUGGGACUACGACCAGGACGUGGACACGCCGAACCUGGACCAGCUCGCUGUGGACGGGGUCAAGGCCAAAUACAUCACCCCCCCGAUGCUGACCAUGACCUCCCCCUCCCACUUCACCACCAUCACUGGCAGAUGGGUGGAGGAUCACGAAGUCGUCCACAACAUGAUGUUCAACACCAAGACCAACCUGAAAGUUCCUCACAAACAGACUCUGACCAGAUCAGAGUGGUGGGACAACGGAGUCCUGCCGUUAUGGAUCACAGCUCAGAACCAGGGUCUGAAAACUGCUUCCUUCCACUUCCCCGGAGGUGGUGCCAAUUACAGCGGCCAGGCGGUGAACCGGGUGAAGGUGGAGGCCUUCAACCCGGACGACAACGAGACAGAGUGGCAGCAGAACAUCGACACUGUGAUGAACUGGUUCUCCAAGGAAGACUUCAACCUGGUGACGCUGUACUACGGCGAGCCCGACCGUGUGGGCCACGCCAAGGGCCCGGACCACCCGGACAGGAAGACGAUCAUCCGGCAGAUCGACCGUACCAUCGGCUACCUGAGGGAGGCCAUCGAUCUGCAUAACCUGACUGACAGCCUGAACGUCAUCAUCACCUCCGACCACGGAAUGACCACCAUCAAGAAGCGGCCGCAGGUGGACGAGAUCAUCCUCAACAAGUACCUGAAUUUAAUCAAGCUCGCCAGCUUCGAGAUCCUGGACUACGGCGGGUUCGGCAUCCUGACGCCGCGGCCGGGGAGGGAACAGGAGGUUUUUGAGGCUCUGUCCAACGCACCCAAUCUGACGGUCUACAAGAAGAACCAGAUUCCAGAGAGCUUCCAUCUCGCCAAAAGUGAGCGGCUGCCUCCGAUCGUGGUCGUGGCAGAUCUGGGAUUCAACCUGAACUCUAGAUUCAUUGUCUAUGUCAACAAAGGAGACCACGGCUUCCACAACGGAGAGAUGGACAUGAAGACAAUCUUCAGGGCCUUCGGUCCCGCCUUCAGGAGGAACUUCCUGUCUGAGCCGUUCGACAGCGUCCACAUCUACCCUCUGAUGUGUAAACUGCUGCAGAUCGACCCGGCGCCACACAACGGCUCACUGAGCGUGACCGAGGAGAUGCUGCUGCUGCACGGCGGUGGAUCUCGCAGAGCUUCAGUGUCUGUCACUCUGAUGCUGCUGAUGAUGCUCAUGUUCGCUGCACUGUAA